AAAACUGCUUUCGACUUUGCCGCCGAGACAUUUCGUUCCUCGAUUUUAAGUGAAUAUAAAUAAAUUCUAAAUAGAAAAAAUACGCAGAAGUGAAUUAAAACGCAUUCCAAGACAACGUGCAUCAAUAGUUCAAUCAAUUUCGAACAAAAUAUUAUCAAAAACCCUUAAAAAGUUCAAUUGGCACAUUUUUCUCUACGAAAACUAAAAGAAAAAAGAAAGAAAAAAAAUCAAAGAUGGCAGACAAACCAAAGCGUCCCCUCUCAGCAUAUAUGAUUUGGCUCAACAGCGCUCGCGAACAGAUCAAGAAGGAAAAUCCUGACUUCAAAGUAACAGACAUCGCAAAGAAGGGAGGUGAAUUAUGGCGUAACAUGAAGGAUAAGACCGAAUGGGAGGCCAAGGCUGCUACAGCUAAGAAACAAUACGAGUCGGACAUGAAGGACUUUGAGCGUAACGGCGGUGACAAAAAUGCAAGCACCGGGAAGAAGCGUGGAAAGGCUGUUGCCAAAAAAGCACCAGCAAAGAAAAGCAAGAAGGCUGCCGAUUCAGAGGAAGGUUCUGAAGAGGAAGAGUCUGAUUAAGCUGGAUCUCAUUUUCGCCCCAUUUCGGAGCCCCCUCCCUCUGCCCCUCCUCAUAUUCAAAACUUCAUUCACACAAAAUCUUUUUCUUUAUUUUUUACAAAAGUUAAACUUUUGUCUCUUUUAGCAGCAACAUUCAUUAUCACAAAUCGUUUAAAAGUUAAUUUUUUUGCGCUUUAUCACCUUAAAUGUUGUCGUAAAGAACUUUAAGGUGAUUUUCUUUUAGUUUUUCGAGUUGAAUGACAAAAAUAUUAUAAAUAAUAAAAACAAUAAAAUAGAACUUGGAUGAACAUUUAAAUGAAAGAUGGAAUGGAAAGGAAAAGAAAAUCUUACAAUUAUAAACUAAAGAUAAAAAAAUUACAAAAAAAAAUUAAAUAAAAUAAUUUUUAAUAAAACCAUAAAAAGGAAAUUGAAAUU
Clunio marinus is the source of this 992-nucleotide messenger RNA. NCBI's taxonomy places the organism in Eukaryota, Metazoa, Arthropoda, Insecta, Diptera, Chironomidae. The record is from the annotation of a GenBank genome assembly.